AUGUCAACGAGGCGCAAAGUCAUCGUCUUGCUUUUCGAUAUUGAGCAUUACUCUAGCUUCAACGGACUGGCCGUCUACUCGUUUCCGCAUCACUCACCGCAUCAUGACCCAAGACUUCCACCUUCAGUCCGAGGACAAAGUCGAUGCCUUCGAAGCGAUCUUCGAGAUGCAAGCCGUUCUCGAACAACUUCGUGCUCGUCUACCGAAAACUUUCGAGCGGCUCCUGAUCACGAGACCUACCUCUACCACCUUUUCCGCAUCGUCUGCGAAAGCUUGGUCAAGGUAGGAGAAGAUGCAGCUUUGACCGGCGAGCGUAGCAUGAGGUCGUACACUCUAGAUGGACCUGAUGGAAUUCCCUUGAUCGUAGUUCGAGUCCAGGAUCAGGAGGAAAACGACGCGUUUCUUCUGAACAAGGCGGUUAUGUAUGAGGAUUCGUGCCCAGCUUGUAGAGAGAUCAACGCUGCUAGGAAGGCAGCUCUGGAUGUUGAAGAUGGGAGUGUCGAUGCAGGCUCGCCUUGA
Messenger RNA from Pseudozyma hubeiensis SY62, 519 nucleotides. RefSeq lists its product as hypothetical. The coding region runs from base 1 to 519 and encodes 172 amino acids. The transcript has 2 exons. The record is from RefSeq and is a predicted model, not a curated record. Lineage: Eukaryota; Fungi; Basidiomycota; Ustilaginomycetes; Ustilaginales; Ustilaginaceae.